GGCCCCCAGGUGGGGCGGCAGGCACCGGGCCCCCUGGAGGGGCGGCAGGCACUGGGCCCCCAGGCGGAGCGACAGGUACCGGGCCCCCAGGCGGAACGGUGGCGCAGCCGGGCCCCCAGGCGGAGCGGCGGGCGCCGGGCCCCCAGGAGGGGCGGCGGGGCACCGGGCCCCCAGGCGGAGGAAGCAGCGGGCACCGGGUCGUCAGACAUUGGAUCGUCUGGCUUGACAGCGGGCAUCGGAUCACCAGGCAUCAGGUCAUUUGGCUCGACAGCGGGCACCGCGUCAUCAUGGCAAGCAGUGGGCACCGAGUCACCAGGCACAACAGUGGGCUCUGAGUCAAUUGGCACGACAGCGGGCACCGGGUCAUCAGGUACCGGAUCGUCCUUGGCUUGACAGCAGGCACCCCGGUCAUCUGGCGCUGGAAUCGUCUGGCCUCGACAGCGGGCAUCGGGUCACCAGGCAUUGGAUCGUCUGGCUCGACAGCGGUCAUCGGGUCACCAGGUAUUACAGCGGGCACUGGUCAUCAGGCGUGAUAGGAUCAUCAGGCUGGGAUCAGUUCAUCAGGCUGGGUACAGACAUCAGGACUGGGGUAGGGACAUCAGGCUGAAGUGCGGGUGCCGAGGUUCACCAACUGGGCAGGCUCACCGGUUUGGAUACUGGCAGGAUGGUACUGGUUGGAAAGAAUUUUUGCUUUUUUCUGGUUUUAACUUACUGGAGCACUGCAAGUAAACGCAGGUCUGCAAACGAAUGGAGCAGCUGAGGACAGAGAAGAGCUGGAGGAUGGAACACGAGGAGGGAGCAGUUGCUACAGAGGACUUCUUUACAGGGUUAAGAAAGGAUAGGUGCAGUGAGUGGGAGCAGAGGACUGAUAUGUGGUAGUUAG
Molecule: messenger RNA, 883 nt
Organism: Staurois parvus
Lineage: Eukaryota; Metazoa; Chordata; Amphibia; Anura; Ranidae
Source: the annotation of a GenBank genome assembly